Molecule: messenger RNA, 3481 nt
Organism: Vespa velutina
Lineage: Eukaryota; Metazoa; Arthropoda; Insecta; Hymenoptera; Vespidae
Gene: Slu7
Product: E3 ubiquitin-protein ligase COP1
Exons: 7
Coding region: 107-3421 (1104 amino acids)
Biological process (GO): proteasome-mediated ubiquitin-dependent protein catabolic process
Molecular function (GO): protein binding; ubiquitin protein ligase activity
Source: RefSeq, a predicted model, not a curated record
CUCUAAUUGAUUCUUUAAGCCAUGAUAUAUGUUAAUAUUAGCAAGAUCGAAUUUGUAUGUUGUUACAUUUUUUGAUCGUAAGAAUUGUGAAUAUUAUUGUUAAAAUAUGGCCAACGCUGUUGCUAAUGUACCUGUAUCAAAAAUCUUAAAAGACAAAAGUGCCUGUGAAGAUGAACCAAGGAAAAAGAGCCGAGAAGAUUGGAGAAAAGCAAAAGAAUUAGAAGAGGCAAGAAAAGCAGGUACAGCACCUGCAGCUGUCGAUGAAGAAGGAAAAGAUAUUAAUCCUCAUAUUCCUCAAUAUAUUAGUGCAACACCAUGGUAUUUUGGAGCACAGGGUCCAACAUUAAAACAUCAAAGACCUCAACCUGAGAAACGAAAAUACUUUAGUGGAAUAGAUGAAUGGUAUAAACGUGGUGUAGAUACAUCUAAAAUUGCAACAAAAUAUCGUAAAGGUGCUUGUGAAAAUUGUGGUGCUAUGACGCAUAAGAAGAAGGAAUGUAUGGAAAGACCCCGUAAAAUAGGAGCGAAGUUUACAAAUACAAAUAUUGCACCGGAUGAAUUUGCACAACCUGAACUAUGCGUUGAUUAUGAUGGAAAAAGAGAUAGGUGGGCUGGUUAUGACUUGUCUGAGCAUAAAGCUAUUGUUGAAGAAUAUCAAAAAAUUGAAGAAGCUAAAAGACAAAUGCGCGCAGAGAAACUCAAUGCUGAAGAAAACGAUGAACAAGAUUCAGACAAAGAUGAAGAUAAAUAUGUGGAUGAAGUUGAUAUGCCUGGAACUAAAGUUGAUUCUAAACAACGUAUUACUGUUCGAAAUCUAAGAAUUAGAGAAGAUACAGCCAAAUAUUUGCGUAAUUUGGAUCUCCAAUCUGCAUAUUAUGAUCCUAAAACUAGGUCUAUGCGUGAUAAUCCUUAUGCAGGCACAGAUAGAGAAGUGGAUUAUAAAGGAGGAAAUUUUGUACGUUUCUCAGGAGAUACACAGCAACAUGCAAAUGCUCAAUUAUUUGCUUGGGAAGCACAUGAGAAAGGAGUUGAUGUACAUUUACUUGCUGAACCUACAAAAUUAGAAUUAUUAAAACAAGAAUAUGAUAAGAAGAGAGAUGAAUUGAAAGAUAAGGCACGAGAGAGUAUUAUCAAACGAUAUGGUGGUGAAGAACAUCUUCAAGCACCACCACCUUCACUCUUAUUAGCCCAAACAGAACAUUAUCAAGAAUAUUCUAGAUAUGGAAAAAUGGGUAAGGGUCUACGGUACACAAAGACGCAGUUACUGUUUUUCAAAACUUAUUCAACAAUGAAGAAAGGUUUGGUGCUUGGAGUAUACGAGGCAGAUGAUGAAAGAAAGACUAGACUGAGCAAUGAUGCAAGAGUAAUGUCGUCUAAUGGGGAUGGUAAUUUAGGAAGUGAUAGUGGGGCAGGAAGCAGUAGAGGUAUAGGGGAAUCUAGUAGAAAUGCGAAGCAUCACUUCCAUUCCAGCAAUAUUUUACUUGGAAUUGGCAGUUCGCUCGAAGACAGAAAUAAUGAUUAUCAAUGCCCAAUUUGUUUCGAAUUAAUUGAUGAAGCACAUAUCACUCGUUGUGGUCACACCUUCUGUUAUCAUUGCAUUGUGAAGUCCUUAGAAGCUAAUAGCAGAUGUCCUAAAUGUAGUCUUGCUUUAAGUCAGCAGGAUAUCUUUCCUAAUUUUUUAUUAAAUGAAUUAGUAACAAAAUAUAAAGCGAGAAUCAAGGGCCUUUCAGAAUUAGGCUCUUCGUAUGUAGGAGAUGGAAAAAAUAGAGUUGUAGGAACAGAAUUAUCUGUACUUUCGCGUGAUGGUUUAAGAGAUAUAGUUGCUGUAGAAAGUGCUCAUUUAACUUUGCCUGAUGUAAAUGUAAUGUUAGAAGUAUUGACACAAAGAAAGCAUUUACUUGAAGCUGAAACAUGUGCUAUACAAAAUAAACUUCUACAUGAAUUUUUAAGACAUUUGUUACAACAAAAAGAAGAGCAAAGAAAUCAGUUACAAAAAGAGAUGGCUUUAAUUAAACGAGAUAUGGAAGAAGUUGAAAAUAUUCUAAAAGAUGUUCAAAAUAAAUGUCCACGUGUAGAAGAUUUGAAAAAAUCAAGUGAAAAUGAUACAGCACAAGUAUCUGCUAUCAGACGGGAAAUGAUUGGUCUUAUAGAUAUAAUUGAUUCAAAUAUGGUAAAACCUAAUGAAAGAGUAGUGGGAAAUGAAACAUUUGCGAACCCGUCUGGUAAUCAAAAACAAAUUGAAUAUGGAAGUAGUUCAACCUUAGCUAUUCGUAGAAAAAGAAUGCACGGUCAUUUUGAUGAUUUUGUACAAUGUUACUUUCAUUUACGUGCUAAGGAACUAUUACUUGGACAUAAACCUCAAAGUCAAACAGAUGUAAGUCAUAGUACAAGUUCUGGCCUUGAUAUUUUUCGGGAAAAUCUGGUAAAAUUUUCCAGAUAUAAUACAUUACGACCAUUAGCUACAUUAAAUUAUUCUUCUGAUAUUUUUAACAAUUCUACAAUUGUUUCAAGCAUAGAAUUUGAUAAGGAUAAUGAAUUCUUUGCGAUAGCUGGUGUCACUAAACGAAUUAAAGUAUUUGAUUAUGGAGCUGUAAUACAUGAUACAGUUGACAUUCAUUAUCCUAGUAUAGAAAUGGUUUCUAGUUCUAAAAUUUCAUGUGUUUCAUGGAAUUCUUUUCAUAAAGGAAUGUUAGCCUCAUCAGACUAUGAAGGAACUGUAACAGUGUGGGAUGCUGCAACAGGUCAUAGAACUAAAACUUUUCAAGAGCAUGAAAAAAGAUGCUGGUCUGUAGAUUUUAAUGAUGUUGAUACUAGACUUAUAGCAUCUGGAUCAGAUGAUGCAAGAGUUAAAUUAUGGUCUUUGAAUACAGAUCAUUCUGUUGCAUCAUUAGAAGCGAAAGCUAAUGUUUGUUGUGUAAAAUUUAAUCCUUGUAGUUCGUGUCACUUAGCAUUUGGAUCUGCUGAUCAUUGUGUUCAUUACUACGAUUUACGUAAUAUGAAAGAAGCUUUGCGCAUUUUCAAGGGACAUCGUAAAGCUGUAUCUUAUGUUAAAUUUAUUAAUAAGGAAGAGAUUGUAUCAGCAAGUACUGAUUCACAACUCAAAAUGUGGAAUAUCAAUAAUCCCCACUGCCUAAGAUCUUUUAUUGGACAUGUUAAUGAAAAAAACUUUGUGGGGCUUGCCACAGAUGGUGAUUAUGUAGCUUGUGGUUCAGAGAACAAUGCACUUUAUGUGUAUUAUAAAGGACUAACAAAACAGUUAUUCUCAUAUAAGUUUGAUGCUGUGCGUAGUAUAUUAGAAAUUCAAAAUCGAAAAGAAGAAGAUUUGAAUGAAUUUGUCUCUGCAGUUUGUUGGAGACAAAUGUCUAAUGUUGUAGUAGCUGCAAAUUCUCAAGGAAUUAUCAAAAUAUUAGAAUUUGUUUGAUUUUAAUUAGUACAUUAAUGUGGAAGUUAUGCUAUAAGAUUAAUAAAAAUGUUCAGAAUU